Molecule: messenger RNA, 714 nt
Organism: Cylindrotheca closterium
Lineage: Eukaryota; Bacillariophyta; Bacillariophyceae; Bacillariales; Bacillariaceae
Source: the annotation of a GenBank genome assembly
AUGACUUCAUUUCAAUCUCUAUUCCUUCUAUCUUGGCUCAUUGGAUCAGUCUUUGGCUUUCAAUCGCUUUUGCCACAUUCCAAAAAGAUUUCAUGCGGUCAAUCAACCUCAACAACCAAGUUGUCAGAAAUUCAGGGAGAUCCACUCCGAGACGCAACUGGAAUUCGUCCUUCUCUCCACCCCACUACUAUCAAUGCGAUCUCAAAUGCUUUGAAAGCCCGUGCCAUGAAAAAGGAAGGCGCUCACUUUCAGGCUUCCGACACUGUCGAACCACUGGAAGUUGCUGUCACAGCCGGAUUAUUUGCAAGCGAGGCUGUUGCAUUGCGACAAAAAUCAUCCGAAGGAGAUGGAAUGACACUUGCACCAGAAGAAGAACAAACAAUUGCUGGGAGAGUGGUUGGAGUGGUCAUGAGAUUUGAUACUUUGGAGUCUUUACUUCAUGAAAAGGUCUCCAACGUUGGGUGGAUUGCAAAGUACGACGAGUGGGCUACCUUUGGUACACUGAAGGACGAAAGCGAAGAAGGAGCAGUAGAUAACCGAAUCAAAGAUGAUCCAUUAUUCUGCGUCAGUAGGGCAGAGUGUUUGUUGGCGCUAUUCUUGGAUACUGUGGAAGCUCCAACUAUGGCAAAAGUCGGUCAAACUGUUCCUGACCAAAGUAAAAUAGAUUUCUUGGAUGCCGAUCGGAUAGAAGUCCUGGUGUCAAGUGACAAUUAG